Molecule: messenger RNA, 846 nt
Organism: Suncus etruscus (white-toothed pygmy shrew)
Lineage: Eukaryota; Metazoa; Chordata; Mammalia; Eulipotyphla; Soricidae
Gene: RPL8
Product: ribosomal protein L8
Exons: 5
Coding region: 35-808 (257 amino acids)
Biological process (GO): cytoplasmic translation
Cellular component (GO): ribosome; cytosolic large ribosomal subunit
Molecular function (GO): RNA binding; structural constituent of ribosome
Source: RefSeq, a predicted model, not a curated record
ACUUGGAGCCUCCGUCCCUCAGGCCGCCGCCGCCAUGGGCCGAGUGAUCCGCGGGCAGAGGAAGGGCGCCGGCUCCGUGUUCCGCGCGCACGUGAAGCACCGCAAGGGCGCCGCCCGGCUGCGCGCCGUGGACUUCGCCGAGCGCCACGGCUACAUCAAGGGCAUCGUCAAGGACAUCAUCCACGACCCGGGCCGGGGCGCCCCGUUGGCCAAGGUGGUCUUCCGGGACCCCUACCGCUUCAAGAAGCGCACCGAGCUGUUCAUCGCCGCCGAGGGCAUCCACACCGGCCAGUUCGUCUACUGCGGCAAGAAGGCCCAGCUCAACAUCGGCAACGUCCUCCCCGUGGGCACCAUGCCCGAGGGCACCAUCGUGUGCUGCCUGGAGGAGAAGCCCGGUGACCGAGGCAAGCUGGCCCGCGCCUCGGGCAACUACGCCACAGUCAUCUCGCACAACCCGGAGACCAAGAAGACCCGGGUGAAGCUGCCUUCGGGCUCCAAGAAGGUCAUUUCCUCAGCCAACCGAGCUGUGGUCGGCGUGGUGGCUGGAGGUGGCCGUAUUGACAAGCCCAUACUGAAAGCCGGACGUGCCUACCACAAGUAUAAGGCAAAGAGGAAUUGCUGGCCACGUGUGCGGGGUGUUGCCAUGAACCCUGUGGAACAUCCAUUUGGAGGUGGUAACCACCAACAUAUUGGCAAACCCUCCACCAUCCGCAGAGAUGCCCCGGCUGGCCGUAAAGUGGGUCUCAUUGCUGCCCGCCGCACUGGGCGUCUCCGGGGAACAAAGACUGUGCAGGAGAAAGAGAAUUAGAGGGUGGAUAUUCUUAAAUAAAGAUUUGCUAACGCAAA